AUGUCUGUGUUCUGCUGUCACAGGCUGCUGGGGACAAGGAUCUCAUUCAUCUCCUGGCUCUCUUGGCUGCUUUGGAGCAGCACGAUGCUUUCUCCUGCCUGGGGAUAUGUGCUCCUGAGCUCAGUCUCUUGGUCAGUCACCAAUGAGGUAGAAGAGGAGCUGGACAGCUCCUCCAACGAGGAGACGCUGCCUUCCCUCCUGGAAGACACCACCAGCAUCUGGAAGCAGAGCUACCCCGCCUCUGUUUACAAAGAAGACAGUGGCCUGAGGUCCAGACCAGGGGCUGGGAGGUCCAAGCAGAUCUCGUCUCCUUCUAGGAUGUUUUCCUAUAGAAGGGAAAGUGUCAAAGGGACAGGCAGCCUUCCCCCUCAGGAGCACUUCAUCCAGACUGCCCGAUCCCUGGCUCACACUAACAGCUGGGGCUUUCUGGCUACUAUAUCUACCCAGGAAAAGAUCAAGGGUGUGCCCUUUGGGAACUGUUUACCCAUCAGUGAUGGACCUUUCAACAAUAGCACUGGGAUUCCCUUCUUCUAUGUGACUCCAAAGGACAACAUUGUUGCUGACUUGAUGAAAAAUCCAGUUGCCUCCCUGACCCUGCCAGAAGCAGCAGGAGAUUUCUGCAGAAAAAAUAUCAUUGACUUGGAAGAUCUUCGAUGUGCUAGAUUAACUCUUACAGGCCAGAUGGUUUCUGUGUCUCCAGAAGAAGUGGAAUUUGCCAAGCAAGCUGUGUUUUCAAGGCAUCCAGUGAUGAGAAAAUGGCCACGUCAUUACGAAUGGUUUUUCAUGAAAAUGAAUGUUGAAAACGUGUGGCUCCAGAACUGGCAUGGAGGAGUCUCCAACAUUGAAACAGAAGAAUAUUUCAAAGCUGUUCCAAGUAAAGCUUGA
Messenger RNA from Gracilinanus agilis (Agile Gracile Mouse Opossum), 885 nucleotides. It is a transcript of the gene CREG2, whose product is annotated as cellular repressor of E1A stimulated genes 2. The record is from RefSeq and is a predicted model, not a curated record. The transcript is spliced from 4 exons. Bases 1 to 885 code for a protein of 294 amino acids. Lineage: Eukaryota; Metazoa; Chordata; Mammalia; Didelphimorphia; Didelphidae.